AUGGAGUUGGGAAAGGACAAAUCCCGUCUGACGUUCUCUCAGACAUCUGAUCCUCAUCAAGAAAAGAACAACGUUCCAGAAUUCAUUGGACGUUGGAGUUUGCGAAACAGAGAGCAACUCAGAAAAAGAAAAGCCGAAGCUCAAGAAAAGCAAACAUCGCAAUGGCAAUUUGGAGAACAGAAAAAAAGCAAGAGACAGAGAACAGGAAAUGAAAGAGGCCGAAAGAGACAACAAAAUACAGAACCAAAGGUGGAGUCUCAGUUACAAAUAGAAAAGGAAAUGACUGAGAAAGUACUGGCACCUACAGUAGAGAAAGAAACUGAGCCACCUAGGGGUGCCCCCAAAACCCUGCCUCCAGGAGCCUCCCUUGAAAAUGGUGUACCAGGGAAACAUUUUUCUGAAAUAGAUCAAGAGAGCAUUAUGCAGCAGGAAAAUGCUCCUGAGUACCAAACACCAGUGGAGCAGAGCCAUCCUUCUGAAAUACGCCAAGAUAGGACUGAGCCUGAAGUUCUGUCUCCUAAAAUGUGUCAAGAAAUAGCCAUACUUGAAGACCAUCCUUCCAAAAUGAACCAAGACAUGGCUACCCGUGAAGACCUCUCUCCUACAAGGUGCCAAGAGAUAGCCAUAUUUCAAGACCAUCCUUCCAAAAUGAGCCACAAUGUGGCUACCCCUGAAGACCUCUCUCCUAAAAGGUACCAAGAAACAGCUGUGCCUGAAGCCCUCCCUCCUAAAACAUCUGAAGACACAACUGACCUGGAAGGAUAUUCUCUUGAAGCAUGUCCCAAAACAGAGGUGCCUGAAGGCUAUAGUCCUGAAACACACCGAAAAGGAGUUGAACUUGAGGAAUAUAAUUCUCAACCAAGUCAAGGAGCAGCUGAGACUGAAAGCUUCUUCCCUAACACACAACAAGAAAUAGCUGAGCCCAAAGACCUUUCAACAAAAACAUCCCAAGAAACAGUUGAACCUGAAUACUUUUCUCAUAAAACAUAUAAAUCCCCUUCUCAUAAAACAAUACAGGAAACAUCUGCCCCUGAAGAAUAUCUACCUGAAAUAUACCAAGAAACACAUGGGCCUGAAGACCUCUCUACUAAAACAUAUAAAAACAACAACCUGCCUGAAGAAUGCUUUCCAGAACCACACCAAGAAACAAGAGGGUCCCAGGGUCAGGACCCUAAGGCAGACCACGAAGAUGUUAAGGAUGUUUAUGCUUUUCCUCGUGAAAUAAAAGAAAAAUCCAAAGCAGAAGAACCAAACAUACCAGCAAUUCCAAAUGUUCCUGAAGAACUUCAUCCAGAAAAUGAUGUCUUUAGUUAUGUUUUGUUUUAA
This is a messenger RNA of Condylura cristata (star-nosed mole), 1326 nucleotides long. It is a transcript of the gene HEMGN, whose product is annotated as hemogen. The record is from RefSeq and is a predicted model, not a curated record. Bases 1 to 1326 code for a protein of 441 amino acids. Gene Ontology annotation, cellular component: nucleoplasm. Gene Ontology annotation, biological process: regulation of osteoblast differentiation; cell differentiation. NCBI's taxonomy places the organism in Eukaryota, Metazoa, Chordata, Mammalia, Eulipotyphla, Talpidae. The transcript is spliced from 5 exons.